Messenger RNA from Panicum hallii, 1470 nucleotides. RefSeq names its product glycerol-3-phosphate 2-O-acyltransferase 6-like. Gene Ontology annotation, cellular component: membrane. The transcript has a single exon. Bases 1 to 1470 code for a protein of 489 amino acids. The record is from RefSeq and is a predicted model, not a curated record. NCBI's taxonomy places the organism in Eukaryota, Viridiplantae, Streptophyta, Magnoliopsida, Poales, Poaceae. Gene Ontology annotation, biological process: cutin biosynthetic process. Gene Ontology annotation, molecular function: glycerol-3-phosphate 2-O-acyltransferase activity; phosphatase activity.
AUGGCGGCUGAUUCUCACCGGUGCACCAGCGUCGCCGCCGAGCUGGAGGGCACGCUCCUCAUCUCCGGCAGCCUCUUCCCAUACUUCCUCCUCGUCGCCCUCGAGGCCGGCGGGCCACUCAGGGCCGCCGUCCUGCUCGCCGUCUACCCUCUCGCCGCGCUGCUCGGAGCCGCCUUCUCGGACGAGCUCCCUCUCCUCGCCAUGACGUUCCUUUCCACCGCCGGCCUCGGCGUCGGCGACUUGGCGGCGGUGGCGGGGGCCACGCUGCCCAGGUUCUUCCUGGCCGACCUCCGGCGCAGCGCGUUCCGGGCCCUGGCGCGCCACGCCGGCGAGAGGUACGUCGUGACGCGCCUGCCGAGGCUCCUCGUGGAGCCGUUCGCCAGGGAGUACCUCGGCGCCAACGUCCGUGUCGUUGGGGCGGAGCUCCGGGUGGUCGGGAGGAGGUUCUCCGGGACGGUGGCCUCGCCGGGCGUCGCGGCUGGCGCCGACCGGAGCCUGGGAGCUCUGGUGGCCGUUCUCGGGCGCGACCGGAUCGUCGACGUCGGGCUGUGCUCCGGCGCGGCCGGCGACCGGCAGCCGGCGUUCUUGCAGCUGUGCCAGGAGCGCCGCGUGGUGUCCACCCCGGAGAAGGCGCCGUCGACGCCGCUGCCGCGGAGCGAGUACCCACGGCCGCUGGUCUUCCACGACGGCCGCCUCGUCUGCCGGCCCGAGCCGCUCGCGUGCCUCGCCAUCUUCCUGUGGCUCCCGCUUGGUGCGCUCCUGUCCGUGACGCGCCUCCUCCUCGGCUUCCUCCCCCACGGCGCCGGCCUCCUCCUCGCCGCGGCCACCGGCUUCCGGAUAAGAGGCGAGCUCGGCGGAGCAACCGGGCCGGCGGCGGGCCGGCGGGGCACAUUGUUCGCGUGCAACCACCAGACGCUGAUGGACCCGGUGAUCCUCUCGACGGUGCUGCGCCGGAAGGUCACGGCGGUGACGUACAGCCUCUCCGGCUUCUCGGAGCUGAUCGCGCCGAUCCCGACCGUCCGGCUGACGCGCGACCGCGACCGGGACAGCCGGAUCAUGCAGUCGGAGCUGGCGCGCGGCGACCUGGUGGUCUGCCCGGAGGGCACCACCUGCCGGGAGCCGUACCUGCUCCGGUUCAGCCCGCUGUUCGCGGAGAUCGCCGGCGAGGUCACGCCGACCGCCGUCCGCGCCGGCGGCGCCAUGUUCCACGGCUCGACGGUGCGGGGGCACAAGUGGCUGGACUCGGUCUUCUUCCUCAUGAACCCGGCGCCGUGGUACGAGAUCCGGCUCCUCGCGCCGGUGGCCACGUAUGGCGGCGGCGCGUCGAGCCGCGACGUGGCGAACGGCGUCCAGCGCACGAUCGGCGACGAGCUCGGGUUCGAGUGCACCGAGCUGACGCGCAGGGACAAGUACCGGAUGAUCGCCGGCCACGACGGCGUCGACGCUAGGUCAGCGCCGGCGGCGUCGUAG